Molecule: messenger RNA, 3802 nt
Organism: Heteronotia binoei (common prickly gecko)
Lineage: Eukaryota; Metazoa; Chordata; Lepidosauria; Squamata; Gekkonidae
Gene: FBXO45
Product: F-box protein 45
Exons: 3
Coding region: 172-975 (267 amino acids)
Biological process (GO): proteasome-mediated ubiquitin-dependent protein catabolic process; synapse assembly involved in innervation
Cellular component (GO): synapse; SCF ubiquitin ligase complex
Molecular function (GO): protein binding
Source: RefSeq, a predicted model, not a curated record
GGAAGACGUUGAGCGUUGGGCGCUGCCCUCCUUUUCUAGCUGACGGCACCAGCCGGGUCGUUGGUUGGCUGGUGGGCUGGCUCCACCUUUUGCCUUUGCCAGGGCCGGGGCGGUCAGUUUGGAAGGGCUGCGCACGCACGGACGGCGCAGGGUCGGUGGUCGCCUGAGGCGAUGGCGGCUGCCGGCGGUGGGGCGCUGAGUUCGGUGGCCAGUGCGGGGGGCUGGCGCCUGCCCAGCCGAGUGCUGGAAUUCGUCUUCUCCUACCUAGACUUGCGCGAACUGCGGAGCUGCGCGCUGGUGUGUAAGAUGUGGUACCGCGUCCUGCACGGCGACGAGAACAGCGAGGUAUGGCGCAGCCUGGCCGCCCGCAGCCUGGCCGAGGAAGCGCUGCGCACCGACAUCCUCUGCAACGUGCCCACCUACAAGGGCAAGGUGCGCGCCUUUCAGCAUGCUUUCAGCACUAAUGAUUGCUCUAGGAAUGUCUACAUUAAGAAGAAUGGCUUUACUUUGCACAGGAACCCCAUUGCUCAGAGUACAGAUGGAGCAAGGACCAAGAUUGGCUUCAGUGAAGGCCGGCAUGCCUGGGAAGUCUGGUGGGAAGGUCCUCUUGGCACAGUGGCAGUAAUUGGAAUUGCUACAAAGCGAGCCCCCAUGCAGUGUCAGGGCUAUGUGGCACUCCUUGGCAGUGAUGAUCAGAGCUGGGGCUGGAAUUUGGUGGACAAUAACUUGUUACAUAAUGGAGAAGUCAAUGGCAGCUUUCCUCAAUGCAACAAUGCUCCAAAGUAUCAAAUAGGUGAAAGAAUUCGUGUCAUCUUAGACAUGGAAGAUAAGACACUUGCUUUUGAACGAGGCUAUGAGUUCCUAGGAGUUGCAUUCCGGGGACUUCCAAAGACUUUUCUGUAUCCAGCAGUAUCUGCUGUGUAUGGCAACACUGAGGUGACAUUAGUUUACCUGGGGAAGCCUUUAGAUGGAUGACGUUUUUUACUGAAACUUGAAGAUCAAAUUAAUAAUGGAGAGAAAGCUGCAUGUAGGUUAAAAAACAAACAUGGGCAAAAUGUGUGGACAUGUUAAAAAACAUCCAGGAAAACCAAGACACUUGAUUUGGAAGACCAGCUGUGCUGCAGAGAUUGCUUUGUUUCCGUUUUCUGCCACACCAGAAAAAUCCUCAGGGUUUGCAGUUGGUUGAAUGGGCAGUUGCAUAAGAUUUUGCAUGCAUGUUGCAUAAGAUUUUGUUGUAGAACUGGCAAUGUGAAAUCCUGUACAUAUGCAAGGAAAUGCUAAACAGAAGAAGUUGAGGAAAUUGUCUGAGACUUGUAGAUAAAUGUGUUUUGUGAAAAGCCUCCCUUUGAAAAUUCUUCCCACCUGCCAGCCAGGGCUUUUACCAAAGGUAGUUGAAACUGGCUGGGUUGUAUUUAUUGUAUUUUAAAUGUACUGAGAAGCUUGGUCUCUUGACUGCACUUCUCCAAAGCAAAACAUUGUGCAGCUAUACUGAAGUGUAUUUUAAAGACUGAAUGUACAGAACGUGUUAAAAUUCAGAACAAAACAGAAUGUUGGUUUUGCUUUAAGUGGGAUGUAACUUUUUAAAUGGAAAAACCACUACAUAUCAGUUGUCAGUUAUGGUCCUAAGUUGGACAAUAUGUAUGUCAGUGUACUUCUUUUGUUUUGCUGUAGAGCAUCUCUUGUGGAAAAAGAAGUUACAUAUGCUUAUUGUAAAAAGGCUGCGAUUCAGUAACUAGAAUAGUGUUUGUAUGGGGAGGGGAGCCAUUUCUAGUAUGAAUGUUUUUGUUUGCUGAAGUUGGAUUGUGUUUUGCAAAUGACAAUAAGGGUUUACAUUCAUCUUCUGAACUAAAUGACUUGACAUUGAAAAUGGUGAGCAUUCUCCACCAAGUACUGAUGUUCAGCAUCUUCAAAACUAUAUGGUGGAUAUGCAGAAACAUUAUUGGGUAGAUUGUGCCUUUCUAAAAGUGUACUGCAGUACCCACAGCCAUUCCUUUUGGCCUGUAAACAAACCUGCUUUCUUGAAAUAGAUAGCAAGCUUUGCAUAUUAAACUAAUUAUUUUUAAAAUUAGGCUUUUAAAGUACUAUAAAAUGGUGUUUCAGAUUUCCUACAAAUGUGGUUUUAAAAUAUUUAAAGCUUAACUUAAAUACUUUGAAUCUUAACUGCAAUCAAAUCUCUGGCAUUUACAACUCAUAUGCAAAUUCUGUUCAUUCGAGGUUGGCUGUAGCUUACUGUGGAGACCAAGAAGGGUUUUUACAAAACAAAUGAUUGUGUGCAACAGAAACACAAGAUAACGGAACAAUUGCCCAAGACAAUCCCCUCCUCACCGCCAAUGUUUUAUAGCUUUGCCUUUCUUGGGAAGAAUACAGCAUUCAUGUAUAACUUACAAAGUUUGUAUAUUUUAACUUUGUAAGUUGUCAGUCUAAACCUUGGUACUAAAUAUUAUUUACUGUACUUCAUAGGGCUAUUUAUUUUAAGUAUAAGUGAUAAAACAUUUUGGGAGGAAACAAGACAUUGUUUACAUACUUCGUUAUAUUAUCUGAGACAAACAUUCUUGAAGAUAUCAAAGGGUUUGUUAGGUGUGCAGAGGAGGACUACUUCUCUUGGAUACUAAUUCUUAUUUUAACCAGGAAGACUGGUACAUACAACUGGCUGGGUUCUGUGAGUGCUGCUGAAUGCCUAGGUGUGUAUUUUAAUAAUAAAUUCUUUAACCUACAGGAGAAAAGAUUAUACCGUUGCAUGAAAAGUUUAAAACUGUAAUUCAUAACCUAAUAUCAUUGGUAGUACCACUGAAUCUCAACAUAGUAGCUCCAGUGAUCAUGCUGUGAUAUCUCUGGCAAAUCUAGUUCAGUUGGUCUAUGCUUAAUUCCUCUUGUCAUAAUGUCCUGCCAUCUGAAUACAUCUGGCUGUUCACAGAGCACUGCUGAGGACUGCCAUACUAAUGUUCAUGGUUUUGGGCUGCAAAGCACCUGUCAACCAGUGGCCUGGGAGGGUGGAAGCAUCAAGUGCUGGGCAGAAAGAGGCUGCUUAAAAUAUGGGGUGGGGGUUAAAAAGUAUUCAGGAGAAGAAAUUAUCUUAUGCAGUAAGAGCUUCAUGUUUGCAUGCUCUCAAUAGUUCAGUAUUUACUCUUUCCGCACCUUUACUUCUGCUUCCUCUCUGUUCAGACACAAGAUCAUCCCAUGUUUGUGGGGAGGGCCUGCAUAUGUGAAUCUUUUUCAUUUGUUCUAUGUGUAGCAUAGCACUCUUUAACAGGGCAAGUUCAUACUUGGUCUGUUUCUAAAAUGCAAAACUAAGCAGAUUCUCUCAACACAUGGUACUGAAAACAACUGAGUACAGUGAUGAAGGUGUUCAACUUUUUCCAUUAAAACUCUUGGGAUCAUUAACUUUGGAAUCAUGUACUAUGCUACAAAAUAUAGCACUAAAACAAAGAUCCUGUGGCAGGAACUAAAAUAAAAGGAAAAAAGCUUCCGUUUGAUUAGUAUGAUCCACCAGUGUGUACUUGAAUAGCUUGCCCUCUGCUUAUUUAUACAUUCCAGGUAAAGAGUGCUAGUCCUAAGAACUGUGCCGGGGAAUACUUGUUGAUUAGAUUUUACUUCCAUUUGUAUAGGAUACCUUGCUGCCUUUUCCUGUACACUGCAUAGCAUUCCAUUUUUGCCAAUUGCUCCAUAAUUCCUUGGGGUGCAGGGGACUGCAUAUAUAUAUAUAUAUAUAUAUAUAUAUAUAUAUAUAUAUAAAAUUAUUACCUGAAAAUCAAUUGCAAGCUGUAGAAAAUAUUGAAAUAAAUUGUUAAAAUACGGAAAUACU